This is a messenger RNA of Myodes glareolus (Bank vole), 3516 nucleotides long. It is a transcript of the gene Tmem215, whose product is annotated as transmembrane protein 215. The record is from RefSeq and is a predicted model, not a curated record. Lineage: Eukaryota; Metazoa; Chordata; Mammalia; Rodentia; Cricetidae.
CCCCGCCGGCGACAGCGCUGCGCGCCCACUCUGAUCGCUGCGCCAGGCUCCGCUUCCAGAGCUCCGGCGACCUACACGCCAAGAGCCAGGCUGGGAAAGACCCUCCUCCCCUGUUCCACUUCCUAUGUGCGGUGUCGGUGGAAAAGCCAGGCUUGGCUCUCUGCGCCUAGGAAGAGAAUCGAGGGACAGCCUAUACGAAGGUUUCUGGAGACAUUCAGGCUCUCUCCAUUUACGGGAGGUGGCAGAAGCCUUCAGAAGAGAGAAAGGGUGCUCGCUGGCUACCAAGCAGCUCCCAACCUGAAUGGAGUGAAAGAUGCGGCCUGAUGACAUAAAUCCGAGGACUGGACUGGUGGUGGCCCUGGUCAGUGUUUUUCUGGUCUUUGGCUUCAUGUUCACUGUCUCUGGCAUGAAGGGGGAAACUCUGGGGAACAUCCCUCUGUUGGCCAUCGGGCCAGCCAUCUGCCUACCAGGCAUCGCAGCCAUUGCCCUGGCCAGGAAAACCGAGGGAUGCACCAAGUGGCCAGAGAAUGAGCUACUCUGGGUCCGCAAGUUACCCUGUUUCCGGAAACCCAAGGACAAGGAAGUGGUGGAACUGCUGAGGACCCCCUCAGACCUGGAAUCCGGCAAGGGGAGCUCAGAUGAACUGGCUAAGAAGGCAGGCCUCAGAGGGAAGCUGCUCCCACAGGGGCCAGGUGAGGUGCCUAUGGCCAGCUCCAUUACCACCCCCACCCGCACAGAGGAAGCAGAAUGCCAGAGUCUAGUCCAGAGUGGGCGUCAGGAGGAGACGUCCAGAUAUCUGGAUGGCUACUGCCCCUCGGGCAGUUCCCUCGCCUACAGUGCCUUGGACGUCAAGGGCUCAGCUGACCACCCUGAGCCCGAGGACAGCAUCUUCUUUGUACCCCAGGACAGUAUCAUCGUUUGCUCCUACAAGCAGAACAGCCCUUAUGACAGAUACUGUUGCUACAUCAAUCAGAGCCAAGGCAGGUGGGACCACGAGACAAUAGUCUGAUCUGGGCAUCCAAGGGUCCCGUGUUGACAGACACGUUGCUACACUCAGCUCCCAAUGGAAAAAAAUCUCUGCUCCAACAGCCUUCGUACUCUUAGAAACUGGCAUGGUAUGUGAUGGGGUGCAGACCUCUGGUGCCUGAUACUUGUGUAAAUAGGCAUGUAGUGGGCAGAUUCUAGGGAGGAGCUGAGGAUUACUUCUCUUUAGGGAAGAGGAAGUAAAUAGGGAAAAAAGUUCCAUUUGCUUCUGAACAAUUUAAACAAUGUUGAAUGCUUUGUAAAGCAGCCCCCAAAGUGCUAAGGAAGCCCCUGGUGACAGUCAGGGGCAUCUAGAGAGAGCCAGGUAUCAAAGGAUGCAGGGCUGUCCACACAGAAGCUGGCUACGUGUGCCUGAAGAAAGGGGAGGAAAAGUUUGUGUUCCUUUAUACAAAAUGAGUUUUGCCUGUUGAAAAUGUUGAAAAGCUUUUCAUGUAUGGUAGCUGCUGGAAGAAAUAAAAAUCAAGAUAGAAUAGGUAAACGCUCCUCCUUAAAUGGAUUGGAUUUUGGAGGAAGGGGAGUUAAAAAUAGCUGGAGUGUAUAAUUGAGUCCUGAGCCUCUAGCAAGGUCACGUUUCAAAUAAAGUGUUGAUUAUGUUAUGUGAAAAGUUAUUAUUUCAGAUGGCUGUGUUACGUCUUAAACUCUUCAUUUGAGUUGAUUUGCUGGAACUUUACCUGAAGUUUUUAAAUAUUUACCAACAUUCGUGUAUUUCCUUACCAGGUGCAAAAUGACUUGAUUAACAUUUUCAUAGAUUAGAAUUUCUUUUUAUCAAGACAAAACAAAAUUUACAUAUACACAAACACAUAUAUGUAUGUCUCUCUGUCUUCAAUAUUGCGUAGAGGCAUGUACUAGGAAUUACUAUAUGCCUUUUAAAACAUGCAACUGCAAAGUGAAUUAACUAGUCCUGAACAUUAUGAAAAAUUCGAAUGAAAUGCAACGGUUAUAAGCCUCUGGAAAUGCUGUCGUGUGUACAUUUGUUCAACAACCUCCUGCCCCCAACCAUGACUGUAAAUGCCAAUGAAGCAAGAGUUCAUUUGUAAGAUUGAAUUGAAGCUCAUAUUUCAUUAAGAUUCACUGGAUCAGUAAAAUUUACAUGAUAAAAAUCUCAGUAUUUCCUAUUUUGUGGCUGAGGGAAGAAACAUCAUAAUAGUAUCCCAAAAUUUAUUUUCUGUUUUUCUUGCUUAAUUGCAACCGAUAAGAAGAAUAAUCAGCUGAAAUGUCAUUUUACCCCCUCUUGUAGAAUAAGUACAUUUAUAGGAACAGUGACAGAUUUAGUCUUAAGAAUUAGGAUUAUUUUAUACCCUUCAAGGAGAUUUAAUUCUAGUUAUUAUACCAAAUAGUUUUAGUCACCUCCCAAAAGGUGACUUGAGGACAAAAAAAUUGGGGAGCUCAUCUCUUUUAUGUAUCUCACGUUCAACUCUGUGAUGCUUAAGUCAACCGUCCUUUCUAAAGAAUUAUACUCGUAAAAGUCAUAAUUUUUGAAUGACGUUUGAGAUCAAAAGUAUGUCAUCUUUUUAGUCAGGCCUCAGUUAGAAAUGAGAUGUGUGAUCCUGGACAAAGUUCAUCUUCCAGCUCUUCAGUUUCCUGCUCUAUGGAAGGGGAAUGGGGAAAAGACUGAUUUACUCUAAAUUGUUUGCAUCAUUCAUUCCCAGGCAGCAGAUUCUGAAAUAGUAAAUCAAAGGGACUGUGUGUUGCAGCAAGUAAGCUACAGCAAAAUGCAUGCCCAUGUUAUGCAAUACAUGGUCAAAACCAUGCAAUGUGGAUUAAAUUGCUACUACUCAAAAGAAUUCUAUAGAUAUAUGAAAGCAGAUGUAUUCCAUUGCUAAAUAUUAUCUAUUAGACACCAAUGCAUUCCUGGGCACUGAAACUGAAAAUAUCGAGGGUAAGAUAUGUUUGAAGGAAAAAAAAUGUUUUAAUGUUGAUGCAACCCAAAGCAAUGCCAUACAGCUUUGCAGCCCAUGGGCCUGACUCUAGGACUGUGGUAGUUUCCUAAGUCUCAAUAGCUGUUUCGAAAGCAGAAAAUAUGAUUUAUAUAGGGAAGGUUAUUGGAAAUGUCAUAACAAAAGUUUUCCCCCGUGUUUGCCACUGUUGGCAUUGUCAGAAGAGGGCAGAACGAUGUUUGUUUGGGCUCAGCGAGUCCUACAUGGUUCUGAGGAGAGAGGACUGGAGUGUCCGCUAAGGUCUGGAAUUUGGGGAAGUUGCCUUCUGGAAACAGUUUAGAAUGUUUCACAUAGUGUGGGCAUGUGUGCACAGAGUCCCGUUUCCAAAUCAAGGGUCAAAUACUGACUUAGAGAUAUAAGCUAUUUUUAAUCACAUUUUCAAGUUGCAUUUCAGAAAAACAUUCUUCCAUUUACCUAUUUAAAAUACAGAAGCUAUCUAAGUAUACAUUUGUGUAUGUCUUCCUGUGCUAAAUGAAUGGGUUUCAGAUGUCAAGCUGGGAGAUUUAACCUUCUUUACCCAAAGAAUAAAAUGUGA